Molecule: messenger RNA, 3400 nt
Organism: Chinchilla lanigera (long-tailed chinchilla)
Lineage: Eukaryota; Metazoa; Chordata; Mammalia; Rodentia; Chinchillidae
Product: spermatogenesis-associated protein 31E1-like
Source: RefSeq, a predicted model, not a curated record
CCUGACUCACUGAGGGAACUCUCAGGGCUCAGUAGCCUGAGGGCGACAGUUCAGUUCAGAUAAUGGAGAAUCCUCUCUUCCGUCUGAAAAGUGUUAGUACCACAUGGCUGAGCACCAGCUCCACCAGCUGGGCAAUGGACAUGAUCCUUGCCGUUCUGUGUGGGUUGCUGCUCUUUAACCUACUGAUCCCUUUCCUGGAGACUGAUCCAUCCUUCCCAUUAACUUGGAAAAAGGAAAACAUCAGAAAGCCCCACGUGGAAAAGAAGGGGCGGGGAAAAAGAAGAAAGAAAAAGAAGAGCUAUAUUCUGAAAGCUUGCAGAGAGUGCCGAAGGGAACUGGAGGAGACUCGGCAGCUAGUUUUAGUUCUACAAAGCCUCCUACACAAGCUCCCCGGAAACGCCGAAGUCAAUCACCUCUCUCAUGGAGAUGCCCCAGAGCCUCAAGAAGACCAGCCUGCCUUGAGGAGGCUGCCCCCAGGCACUGGGCCCCACGACUCCUGGCUCAGUAAAUCCUGUUUGGCAUCUUUCGUCAGGUUUCUCUUAGGCCCUGACCUCCUUCACCACUGUCUUUCAUGCUUCUCCUGGUGCUGGGCAACUGCCAAGGCCACCUUCUUCUCCAGCUGGGCACAUGGCAAAUCCCAGCAAGAACAUCUGUCUCCCCACCCACCAGACACUGUGCUCUGGGAAAGCCCCUCACACUGGCAGGCAGAGGCGGGAAGAGGGGACCAUGCUUUCAUCCACCCUGACAUGCAGAAGCUGCUGGAGAUGCUGAUCAGCAAGAGAGUCAAACAGAAAAUGCUCCAGGAAAAACCAAAGGGCGGCUCAUUUUUCCAACCGGUGAACACAGACCACCCCCGGGUUUCUCUGAGAAACCUGUUAAAGUCACUGGGUGACAAACUCACCUCUGCACAGCCCUUCUGCAGCACAAAGGGCAAAGCAGAGUGGCUUCUUGGGUCUCAGCAGCCCUCUCUCCACAAGGUCCUGGGCAGCCCUUUAGAGCGUGAAUGCAGCCUACUCUUCUGGGGCCUGCCCUCUCUGCACAGUGAGUCCCUCGUGGCCACUGCCUGGGCUGGUGAAAGAUCUUCAUCUACAUGGUCUCCAACUAUUAAAUUUAAUGAAGUUCCCACACAUAUGUCAGAUCCAUUACUACGCAAUUUACCCACAUUUCUGCCGUCUGUCCAGCCGCCAGCCCAACUCCUGUGCUUUCCCCCAAAGCCACAGCCUACCUGUCCAUCCCAGGUCAGGGCCUGUGGAACAACUUGCUUUACAUCCCAGAAGAAGGCACAGUCGUUUCUUCCUAUUGAAAAUCAGGACCUCGAAUGGACCCUGCAGAAGCCAUUGAAAUGGAGACAGGCUUUAAACUCUAAGCUCCAAAAAGGUCAAGAACCCAUUAGCCUACCUACUCUCAACCUUCCUCAAGGCAGCCAGGCCUCUGAGGCCCCACAGUCUUUCUCCAUGCUUUCUGGGGAUUCUUGCAGCGCUGUACUGGAGAAGAAACCAGAGUGUCACAGGCCAGGGAGAUUCAACAGAGAUGAGGGGAGCGAGAACUUGCCCCACCCUGCUUUCAGGUUCAUACCAUCCCAGGGUCUCAUACAACAUUUGGGCAAAUUCCCAAGGAAGUGUGAGGGCCAGGCACAGCACAGCCAGGGACCCACCCAGCCCACCCGGCCCUCAGCACUUGCUUGUGGAAAGAACAAAGCUGUCCAGAAUACAGGGUCCCGGCCGUCUGACAGUCCCUUUAAUAAGGGUCUGGUAACCCUCAAACGAGAGGACAGAAGGAAAGUUCCACAAGAUACAAACAAAGGCAGGAAAGAUGCAUCCAAGAGUACAGGAAGCACCUCAUGGAAGGUUCAGCAGCACAAAGGUGCACAAAGUAACAUCAUGGGGCCUGAGAAGUAUGACUCGGGUGGUCACUUCUCUAGGGGGCAAGAACAGAAAUGUCUGCAAAAAGACCUGCAAGUCCAUCUGAACAGGAAGUUGGGGCAAAUCGAAGAAGGCACGAUCCCUGUGUGUGUAAGAUCUUGGCUUACUGACAAACACACUUCACCCAAGUCAAACAACCACUCACAACCCACAAAUCUUAAAUACUCCAACGGUCUGGAAAAGUGUGUGAACACCUCUCAGGUGCUUGCCUUCCUUGAUCCCAGAACUCAUCUAUUGUUGGAAGUGCAUAUGAAAAACUAUCGGUUAAGGCACAAGUGGGGGACACUCUUGCAGAACUUUGAGCCUAGAAACGUCCACACAGGUGAGGCUCAAGCCUUGCCCUCUCCACAGCCCACAUUUGCCUCCUUGGAGACCUAUGACUCCACGGCUGACUUCACUGCCAAAUUAGCCACUUUCCAGCAAGAAAUUCCUGGGAAAGUUCCAGGACAGAACGAGACAACAAAAAUAUCCUUUCCCAGUCUGCAGAGCCCUCUCCCUGCCACCAGGUCAUCUGCAUGGAAGGAAGUGCAGAGAUCUGGCACUGGGACCCCAUCUGAUCACAAUGAUGGGCCCUCCGACAUCCCUCCAACUGCACAGGAGGUUGGGCUUCCUUCUGCUGCCUGCACCCAGCAGAGCAGCACUGUUCUCAGGAUCGAGAGAGGCAGCCCAGGGCCCACUCCAGGCCCAGCAAUGGCCAAGCAUGAUCCAGGGGAGGGGACUGGGAUGGUGGCCUUCAGAGGUACCUGCCGCAGCACACCAACGCUGGAAGUCAAACUACUGUCCCCACUCUCGGUAGCCAAAGAGAGCAGGAGGCCAGAGGUGGAGGAGAGGCACCCGGCAUGGGAAGUCACCGUAGGAGCCAGCACGAUGGAAAACUCUCAGAACAUCAACAUCAGCCUAAGGCCUUUAGGGUCUCAGGACACCAGUAUUCACUCCUCCCCCUCUAAUCAAGCUCCAAAUGUCGGGAGAAAAGUGGAGUGUCAGCUGGACAUCAAUAGGCCCAGGGAGAGACAGAGUCCUCCGCCACUGGUCAGGAAGGUAGAUACCCCUGGGACCAAAUCCUCUCCACACCUGCCAGAGAAGGGCCAGGCUCCUAUAAAAAGCCUAAUUAAAAAGAUGAAGUACUUUCUGCAGUAUCCUAAUACUAAUAAACAAUGCAAAGGGCAGGAAGACUUCAGGCAAAAAAGCAAGCCCUCAUCAGCCCUUGCUCAGAGCAGAGUAUCAAUCAUAAACAGAGUGGACACAAUCAGGGAGGAACCAAAAGUGCAGAUGCUGCUGAAAGUUAUUCGACAGAUUCUGUUAAAGAAAUUAGGGCUUCUCCACGAAAGUGCUCCUUCAGGCGCAAACUCCCAUAAAGCAGAACCUCCUGGACCUGUGGGUAGGCGUGCCUGCUACCACAGGCUUCCCUCCAGCCCAGACAAGAGGACAACAGUGAAAGACAUGGCCUGUGCUCACAACAACCCCAGUGACCACAGCCA